Molecule: messenger RNA, 427 nt
Organism: Mytilus californianus (California mussel)
Lineage: Eukaryota; Metazoa; Mollusca; Bivalvia; Mytilida; Mytilidae
Exons: 4
Coding region: 23-427 (134 amino acids)
Source: RefSeq, a predicted model, not a curated record
CCGACGCAGCUCAUAUAUCAUCAUGGCGUCUUUACAGGACAAAGUCACCAUCAUUACAGGUGCAAGUUCGGGUAUUGGAGAAUCAACUGCAUUACUGUUUGCUGAGAGCAAAGCAAAGGUAGUUCUAGCAGCUAGAAAUGUCGAGAAUCUUGAGAUAGUAGCAUCCUUGUGUAAGUCUAAAGGAUUAUCGAAAAAUGAUAUAUUGGUUAUUCCUUGCGACGUCACUAAUGACGACAAUUUGAAGACAUUAGUCGAUGAGACCGUAAAGAAAUUUGGAAGAAUUGAUGUUCUGAUCAAUAAUGCAGGUAAAGGAAAUAUGGGUAAUGUAACGGCGACAUCAGCAGCUACUCUAGACGAUACAAUGAACACCAACUUCAAAUUGAGUUAUAAUUUGUCCAGGCUUUGUGUUCCACAUCUUAUUAAUUAA